Molecule: messenger RNA, 531 nt
Organism: Prunus armeniaca (apricot)
Lineage: Eukaryota; Viridiplantae; Streptophyta; Magnoliopsida; Rosales; Rosaceae
Source: the annotation of a GenBank genome assembly
AUGUCGACAGAGUCUAGCACUACCAUCCUUGCCUUUGCCUUUUGUUUCUUGUCCCUCCUUAGUUUCACUUACUCCAACACCACCGACGACAAAAUCUACCUCACCGGCCUGGUCUACUGUGACAACUGCCAAUUGAAGUCUAUGACCGAGAUUAGUAAGAUGAUUCCAGGUGCAAAGGUGCGAUUGGAGUGUAGGGAGGGGGGGAACAUAAAAUUGAGCGAAGAGGGCGAAACCAGCCAGCUUGGACUAUACGUGUUUGAGUUGGAAAAAUCUACGAGGCCUCUGAAUGAUUGUCAAGUGACACUGCUACACAGCCCUGACCCUGAAUGCAAGAUUUCCCAUGAAGUCGACCCUAACAACAAAUCGAAAACUGCGCCGGUGGCCACCCGGAAGCUCAACCUAUUGGAAGGAGACAGUGUCGUUUUCAUCGGACCAAGCCACCGUGUUUCCUACCCUCUUGGUUUGGUCGUUGAGAAAGCUCGUCCCGAGUGCGAGCAGUUCGCCAAAGCGCGCAGGCAUUUUCAGAACUAA